Anolis sagrei ordinatus is the source of this 1582-nucleotide messenger RNA. RefSeq names its product deoxyribonuclease 2 beta (gene DNASE2B). Gene Ontology annotation, biological process: apoptotic DNA fragmentation. Gene Ontology annotation, molecular function: deoxyribonuclease II activity. The record is from RefSeq and is a predicted model, not a curated record. Lineage: Eukaryota; Metazoa; Chordata; Lepidosauria; Squamata; Anolidae.
UCUGUCGAUGGAACCAAGAUGACUGUCAGAUCUCUGUGGAGUCUGUCUUUGCUGUUACUUGGAUAUACCCAACCUAUGUGGGCAACUGACAUUUCCUGCAUAAACCAAGAUGGCAAACCGGUUGACUGGUAUAUUCUUUAUAAAUUCCCAAAGCAUAUUCAUUAUAAUGCUUCUGGAACUGGGCUUGAAUAUAUGUUUAUGGAUUCCUUGACUCCAGUCUGGAAACAGAGUGAAUAUUUCAUCAACAUGACAGAGAGUGCUCUUGGACAAACUCUACAGCAACUCUAUCAAACUUACAAAUCCAAGAAGAACAGUACAGCCUAUGUGAUCUACAAUGAUGGGCCACCUAACAAAAUGAAUUACAGUUGGACACAUGGACAUUCGAAAGGAUUUCUGCUCCUGGAUCAAUCCCAAGGUUUUUGGGUUAUUCACAGUAUCCCAGAGUUCCCUCCAUUUCCUGAGGAUGGUUAUGGAUAUCCUCCCAGUGGGAAAUAUAAUGGACAGACAGUAUUCUGCCUGUCAUUCCAACACAAUCAGUUUGCAGAAAUAGAUAAGCAACUCUUAUUCUACAACCCCAAUAUUUACAACUGCUCCAUUCCAAUGGCCUUCCAAACAGAGCUCUUCAAUCUGCAAAGAUUGUGUGUAGGGUCCAAGAUGCCUCCAGUCCCUUGGAAGCAGCGGCUCACCAAACUCCAGUCAUCCCAGGGUGAAAUGCUCUUCAGCUUUGCCAAAACACAUAGUGAUCAUGAAGACAUCUAUGCUGCUUGGAUGGCACAGACACUGCAAACAGAUUUUCUAAUAGAAUCCUGGCAGCACAAAGGACAUCGCCUCUUCUCCAAUUGUUCUCUUCCUUAUCAUGUCUACAACAUAAAACAGAUCCAAACACCUUGGAAUUCUUCCUUCUUAUCCUAUUAUGAUCAUUCAAAAUGGUGUGUUUCAUUGAAGCCUGAAGACCAAUGGACUUGCAUUGGAGACUUAAACUAUGCAGCUCAACAAGCCAAGAGAAGUGGUGGCUUUGUCUGCACUCAGAAUCAGAAUAUUUACAAAGCCUUCAGGUCAUUGGUGUUCAGCUAUUAUUGCUGCCGAACAUCAUGCACAUAUGCAUCAAACUAGUAGCAAGGCUGCCAGACUUCUAAGUCAGUCCUUUCAUUUUUAAAAAAAAAAACAAGUCUGUAGUCCUCAUUGUUUUGGAAAAACAGAAGUGUCUGAUAUGAUUUCUAGUGGACAAGAAUUUCUCCAUCUGCCAAUACUGCCCUAGCAGGUUAAACCUAUGUUGUACUUACUCUGCACCAAUUAUGGGGAACUUCAGAAGGUCUAAGGCCCCAUUUACACUGACCAUUUAAUGCAGAUCAAACGGCAUUACAUGGUUAGAGAGACUCAAAUAAUGCAGCAUUAUAUAAGUUUGACUAUAUAAUACAGUUUGAUCUGCAUUAAAUGUACAGUGUCGAUGGGGCCUCGAGCUGGAUCUAUACCGGCCAUAUAAUGUAGUUUCAAACUCCAUUAUUUGGCAGUGUUGAUUGGGUUACAAAUUGUCAAUAAUGCCAAAAGAAAGUACAAAUAAAAUAAAAGUGAUCAAAACUCC